UACGAGCUCGCUUCUAUCUUCUUUUCUGGUUUGAGUUUGGCUGUAUUCACAUUCCUAAUCUUCUCUAAACUUUCCUUUUCCUUUGAAAUUAAAAGAAAAAGGGCCAAAACCAGGAAAAUCGGAAACAAUAACGGACCAUUGUGAUGCAACAACUGGUGGUGUAUCGUGUCGUUUAAUGAUUUGAUUUGAAGAUUGAAAAUUUGUGUUGUUGUUCUUGGGUGGGUUUGUUUGAUGACGAUGGUCGUAGGUGUAUUACGUUCCUUUCGCGAUCGAGCCCUCGCCCGAUGCUUCCACUGCUUCCCUUGUCUCUCUGAUCCUGCCCGGAGAUCAUCGUGGGGUUUGAAAGUGACAUUGCUGAUGCUGCAUCUGAUAUUCGUUGGCAUUCUCUUUCUUUUCGACGAUGAUUUGAUUGAGAAAACCAAAAAAGAACCCUGGUACAUCGCUCUAUAUUUGUCAUUGCUUUUUGCCACAUUGAUGCAAUACUUUAUUACUUCUAGUUCUUCUCCGGGUUAUGUGGUUGAUGCAAUGAGGGCUGUUAACGAGACAAAUGUGGUGUAUCAGAAGUCGUCAAUGGCCUCAAAAAAGCCUGCUUCAAGCAAAAAUGGAAGCUUGAUUGUCAAUGUAGAAGGGAGAGAAUCAGGUAGAAAUUUUCAAGGGAGUAAUCCUUCAUCUUGGACAAAGUUGGUGAUGGACAUGUAUCCCCCUGGAACAUCCGUUAGGUCUUGCACUUGCUCCUAUUGUAAUGUUGAGCAGCCUCCACGAGCAAAGCAUUGCCAUGAUUGUGAUAAAUGUGUUCUUCAGUUCGAUCAUCAUUGUGUAUGGCUUGGAACAUGUGUUGGUCGUGAUAAUCAUUGCAAAUUUUGGUGGUAUAUUUGUGAAGAGACAGCAUUGUGCCUUUGGACUGGCAUCUUGUACAUUUCAUUCCUGAAGGUCAACAUUUCAAGGGCUUGGUGGAAGGAUGCCAUCGUUUUUCUGCUAUUGAUCGCCUUGUCAAUUUCCAUAUUAUUUCUACUACUGCUGCUGCUAUUUCACAGCUAUCUUGUUCUGACAAAUCAGACUACUUACGAGCUCGUUAGACGCAGGCGUAUCCCAUAUCUAAGGCAAGUUCCAGAACGGGUUUUUCCUUUUAGUAAAGGAGUUUGCAGAAAUUUAUAUGAAUUCUGCUGUGUUCGAAGCAGCUUUUACAGUUUGGAAUCUUUGCCCUUGCCUCAAGAACUCGAAAAAAAAUCGAGGCCUUACACUUGCUUAGAUGUUUUAACCUGUCGUUGCUGCUGAUAUUAUAGGGAUAUGUAUCAUUUAGCGAAAACAAUUGUGAUUUAAACCGAAAAAAAAUAUU
Messenger RNA from Hibiscus syriacus, 1336 nucleotides. Its product is annotated as protein S-acyltransferase 10-like. The record is from RefSeq and is a predicted model, not a curated record. The transcript has 11 exons. Gene Ontology annotation, molecular function: protein-cysteine S-palmitoyltransferase activity. Gene Ontology annotation, cellular component: Golgi apparatus; endoplasmic reticulum. Gene Ontology annotation, biological process: protein targeting to membrane; peptidyl-L-cysteine S-palmitoylation. Lineage: Eukaryota; Viridiplantae; Streptophyta; Magnoliopsida; Malvales; Malvaceae. The coding region runs from base 232 to 1275 and encodes 347 amino acids.